Xenopus tropicalis (tropical clawed frog) is the source of this 796-nucleotide messenger RNA. RefSeq names its product SH2 domain containing 1A (gene sh2d1a). The transcript has 4 exons. The record is from RefSeq and is a predicted model, not a curated record. NCBI's taxonomy places the organism in Eukaryota, Metazoa, Chordata, Amphibia, Anura, Pipidae. Gene Ontology annotation, biological process: cell-cell signaling; cellular defense response. The coding region runs from base 223 to 561 and encodes 112 amino acids. Gene Ontology annotation, cellular component: cytoplasm.
UGUUGUAGGCCUGGCAAGAGUGAUUUCACGUCAGCCUACUCGUGCUCAUGUGUGUGCUUGUGGGAUGAUUUCAUGAGUAACACGUUGAUGUCUCCACCUGUGAGAUCCUGUCUCGUCUUUGUUGCAUUUGCUUUGAAGAGAUUAAAGACAGCGUCUUCCUCCCCUGCUUGUCUAGAAGUGCUUCUUCCAUUGCCACUCUAGCAACAGACUGCUCUGCACCCAAUGGAGAAGGUAUCAGUUUACCAUGGAAACAUUAGCCGGGAGAUGGGCGAGAAGCUCCUGAGCGAUGUAGGGAAAGAUGGGAGCUACUUGCUACGGGAUAGCGAGACCAUGCCCGGAAUGUAUUGCCUCUGUAUUCUGCAUGAAAAUGUAGUGUAUACAUACAGAGUUCAUCAGACAUCAACUGGUUCCUGGACUGCUGAGGCUGCACCUGGCGUUCCAAGACGGCUGUUCCGGAAGGUGCAGAAUUUGAUUUCUGCAUAUGAAAAGCCAAACCAAGGAAUUGCAACACAUCUGCAGCAUCCAGUGGAGAGAACAGUGGCAAAAAUUGUUAAAGGGUGACUAAUUAUGGACGCCAUAACAAAUGAGUCAUUUGCAGAGUUAAAGAACAGAUCAAUUCAUUUACCAGUUCAACACUGACUUUGUAAAGAGGGAAAUGGAUAUGUAAUAUUUACAGAUAUUUAAACCUGGAAAUGCCGAAGAUAUCUUUAAUCAUAUAUUUUUUUAUUCAAGCUCUGAGGUGGAUUGUAACAGAACAAUAAAGGUUUGGAUUUGGUCAAAAACCCAUAAAAAUACA